This is a messenger RNA of Peromyscus californicus insignis, 4869 nucleotides long. RefSeq names its product melatonin receptor 1B (gene Mtnr1b). Gene Ontology annotation, biological process: G protein-coupled receptor signaling pathway. The transcript has 3 exons. The coding region runs from base 1197 to 2291 and encodes 364 amino acids. Gene Ontology annotation, cellular component: membrane. Gene Ontology annotation, molecular function: melatonin receptor activity. Lineage: Eukaryota; Metazoa; Chordata; Mammalia; Rodentia; Cricetidae. The record is from RefSeq and is a predicted model, not a curated record.
ACCUACAUCUCCAUUCCAGGCUUCCCCAUCUCUAACCCCCCUUCCUUGUUUUUCUGCCUCUCUCCAGAGACCAACUCCAUAAGCAUCCUCUGAGCCUUCCCAACAAGAGCCUCCACACCUCAGAAAUCUGUUUUUCAGGCUGGGGCAUAGCUCAGUGAAGUGGGCAUGCUCACAAGCACAAGGUCCUGAGUUCAAAACCCAGCACCACGAAGAAAGCAAGGAGACUUCACAUCUCUAAGCACUUGCUUUCUCGAGAUCACACUUUUAAAAAUAAGACAACUCAGCACAAUUCAUUGGCCUUGCAUGACCUCUCCUGUGAUUUCACUUCUUUCUCACCUGCUCGUCUGAGCAGCGCUGGCUGCUGAUUGACACCGCAAGUGUCUGGUUUAGUUUAAAGUCAUACACAGGGACACUCCUGGAAUGCAUGCGUUCUGUGCCUCCUAGGGAGAGUUCUCGCUCUCUGAAAUGCCGUUUUAUAUCUUCUCUUUCCUCAAACUCCACCCUGUCUCCAAGCCUGUCUUAUGAUGUAGCCAGAUAUCCACGUAAGUAUUUUUUAAAGUAUUGGUUUUCCAGCACUGACCUCAAGGCCAUCCACAACACACAGCACGCGGCUAAGGGAUAGCUUUCCCGUCACCUUUCAGAGCUCAACACUUUUGGCUUCUUUGCCCUGGGGUUGCUCCUCAUUCCCCAGGAGUCAUGUGCUCUUUAGAGCUGCACCACCUGGCAGAGCCUUCUGAGGAUCAGGUAGCUCGAACCAGAACCACCAGCACUCACUCCAGGCUGCAAAGCAGGGUGUCCCCAAAUGGACUCAGCUUCUCCACGUUGUAAAGGAACUAGGGGUUCUUGGUUUUUAGGGACCCUGUCCUUACCAACUAGGCCACUUGAAGUGGGCCAGACACUGGUUGAGCUCCGGCGGCAGGGCUGAGAUGCUGCAGCACUGUUUCUGAGUGUGCCUCUGAGGAUGCAAUCCUUUCUACAACAUCUGAGUCCAGGUCCUUGUCUGGAUCCUUUAUUUCUCUCCGCCCCUCUGCCCACGUUCAAUUAAUUGUCUCCUUUAGGUCCCUCCCCACCGCCUCUUGCUAGCACUCGCUGGGUCGCUGGGUCUGGCGGGCGGUGAGGAGGCUGGGUCGGGCGGGCGGUGAGGAGGCGACGACGGGAGUGUCCGAAGGAGUGCUUGUGCCUCUGACAGCUUGGGGAUGCCGGAGAACAGCUCUGCGGCCAAUUGCUCUGAGGCCGGCCGGCUGGCGGCGCGCCCUAGCUGGUCCGGGUCAGUAGGCGCAGGGCCAUCAGGGACUCCCCGGGCUCCUUGGGUGGCUCCCACGCUAUCUACAGUGGUCGUUGUCACCACAGCCGUGGAUGUCGUGGGGAACCUCCUUGUCAUCCUCUCUGUGCUCAGGAACCGCAAGCUGCGGAACGCGGGUAACCUGUUUGUGGUGAGUCUGGCCUUGGCUGACCUGGUGGUAGCCUUGUACCCUUACCCACUGAUCCUGGUGGCCAUUGUCCAUGAUGGUUGGGCCCUUGGAGAGGCCCACUGCAAAGCCAGUGCCUUUGUGAUGGGCCUGAGUGUCAUUGGCUCUGUCUUCAACAUCACAGCCAUUGCUAUCAACCGCUAUUGGUGCAUCUGUCACAGUGCAACCUACCACCGCGUCUGCAGUCAUUGGCAUGCCCCCCUUUACAUCAGCCUCGUCUGGCUCCUCACUCUGGUGGCCUUGGUGCCCAAUUUCUUUGUGGGGUCCCUAGAGUAUGACCCACGCAUCUAUUCCUGCACCUUCAUCCAGACAGCCAGCACCCAGUACACUGCGGCCGUGGUGGCCAUCCACUUCCUCCUUCCAAUUGCUGUGGUAUCCUUCUGCUACCUGCGAAUCUGGGUGCUGGUGCUCCGGGUCCGAAGGAAGGCCAAGGCUGAGAGUAAGCUGCGCCUGAGGCCUGGUGACUUGCGCAGUUUCCUAACCAUGUUCGCAGUGUUCGUGGUUUUUGCCAUAUGCUGGGCCCCCCUCAACUGCAUCGGCCUUGCAGUGGCUAUCAACCCAGAGGCGAUGGCUCUCCAGGUCCCAGAGGGGCUCUUUGUCACCAGCUACUUCCUAGCUUACUUCAACAGCUGCCUUAAUGCCAUUGUCUACGGGCUCCUGAAUCAGAACUUCCGCAGGGAAUACAGGAGGAUCCUCUCAGGCCUCUGGAACACUGGGUGCUGCUUCCAUGAUGCUUCCACAUGUUGCCUUGCUGAGGAGCUGCGGAACCCAGCACUGCCUGCUGCCGGGGCUCCCACGCCUGUCCAGGAGGGUGCUCUCUAGUCUGCAUCAAGUACAUGGACCUAGCAGCAAAGCUUUGAAGUGGGGGAGUAUAACCUGUGUCACAGUGUUGUGCAUAAACCUGCUCACAUCACAGCCCACAACUGGGGAAGUCUGGCAGGUGGCCACAAGCACAAACCUGCAGACACUCCUGGUACCAGGUAGGACACUGGAUUCCAAAGGGCUGGGGCAGAAGUCAGACCCUACCCAUGAGAUGCUGUUUUCCCUGCCACAUUGAGCUGUUACCAAUGUUAUCCCUUCCUUGAAGGGCCAGCAGGAAGAGAUCUCUUUUGAAUACCUGGGCUGAAAGAGAAAAAUCUACAGUACUGAAGGAUGAACCAGUGUCCUAGAGAACAAAAGAAGGUAGAGAAAGCCAGAGCAUCAGGCCAUGAUGUGCAUACUCCAUGGAAUGGUCUCAGACCACCGGCUCUGAGUUUAAACAAACACAGUCAUUCAAAGGGCGUAGAGAUGACUCACCUUCUGCUUGACGGACCCUACAGUCUCUGCAAAGAUGCUUCCCAGCCAUCUUCUUCCUGUGACCUUCCGUGGAACACCUGUCUUGAACUCUCGAGGAAACUCUCAGCCUUCAAGGGACCUCAAGUUCAGGUGCAGACUUCUAAAUGGGUUGACCUCUGAGGUCAUCCAGCACGUUGGCCACCAUGGAUCAGGACACACACAUGUACACCUAUACCUUGUCAGAAACACACUUGGAACACAGAAAGUCACAAGAGACUGACAAGUUUUCCUUAACAAAUAAUAGCCAAUCAGAUAUGCUACAAAUCAUUCGUUACAAAAUAAAACAUUAGUAUGCAAAAAUAAAUAAAUAAAGUAAAAUCUGAACUGUUUACAUUUUCCAAGGUGGAGACAGUUUUAAGAUAGGAUCUCAUAUAGUCCAAGCUGGCCUUGAAUUAGUUAUGUAGCUAGCUGAAGAUGGCCUUGAACUUCUGAUCUUCCUGCCCCCUCUACUUCCUGGGUGCUGGAAUUACAAGCUUGCUGGCUGCUACACUUGGCUCAGAGGAGCAAAUUUUAAAAUGUGCUGUGUGCCAAUGUCAAGUAUGAACUCAGUGUACAGCAGAGCACUAGGAAACUUCCAUGUGCAAGACUGCAACCUUCUCCACAUAAGCCUACUUCCUGCUCUGGGGAGUGAUUUCUUUGGAAGCUCUACUUGAGUUCAUGCAGUACAUGCCCUUCUGUGAGUGGACUAUUCACACGGGAUAAUGUCCUGUAGGUUCUUUUGUGGUUUUGCUUACAGUGAUAUUUCCUUCCUGUGUAAGGAAGAAUGGCCAACCUACUGUCCAUCUCCACCACACCGAACUGGCACUGUGACCCAGCAAUUGCAGUUCUGAAUAUCCACCAAGAAGAGGUGUGGUCAAGAUUUCAGUGACUUAUGUGCACACCUGUGUCCGUGGUGGUAUUGUCAAAACAGCCAUGAUGUGGAAAUGGCUGCGCUAUCCAAAUGUUCAGAUACUACUGGGCACUUCAGUGAAUUUCAACUGUUGGUUCCAUUCUUAGUGUUUGGGGAACUGUCACGCUGUUUGCCAAAGUGGCUCCAUGACUUAAGUCCAGCAAAAGUGCUGAUACUCCAGCUCCCACACCUCCUUGCUAACAAUGGCUACUUGUUUCACUUUCCGCUUUUUCAUAAUGACUACCAUCCUAGAAGAUCGGGAGUGACUGUAGCACGAAUCUUAAAAGGUCUUAUUAAUAAGAACAAACCUGAAGCCAGGUAUUGGGGUGAACACUGGAAGAUCAGAGAAGCAGAACAAGCCACAUCCUCACCUCGCCAAUUCCUCAGCUGAUCCUGUUUCCUCAGAUUGGAAGCCUCUGGGUCCUCACCCGAAUGGAUCUCAGCUGAACUGCUGCUAAAAGCUAAAAGCUUAACUAACUUCUAGUUCCUGGUCCUCACGCCUUAUAUACCUUUCUGCUUCCUGCCAUCACUUCCUGGGAUUAAAGGCGUGUGUCACCAUGCCUGGCUGUUUCCAGUGUGGUUUUGAACUCACAGAGAUCUAGACAGAUCUCUACCUCUGGAAUGCUAGGAUUAAAGGUGUGUGUGCCACCAUUUUCUGGCCUCUGUAUCUAGUUGCUGUUCUGUUCUCUGACCCCAGAUAAGUUUAUUAGGGUGCACAAUAUUUUGGGGAACACAAUAUCACCACACGUGACUGCAGCUUUUAUUUGAAUUUACCUACUACUCAGUGAUUCUGAGCACCUUUUUGGAAUCCUGUUGCCCAUUCUUGCAUGUAUUUAAGCUCAGCUAUAGACUGAACAUUUACGCCUCUACCCCAGACAUCUCAAAGACCCAUUCCCAGUGUGAAUGGAUCUUGAGGAGACACUGGGAGAAGCAAUUAGCUCAUGAGGGCAAAGACCCAGUGACCACAAUUGUCACUGCUGUAAACUGAGACCUCUGAGAGCUCGCUGCCUCUUCUGCCACAUGAACUCAAGAGAGAAGAGUCAAGCUGCAGCCUGGAUCGAGGACUCCUCGGGUUGUGCAACCACCAGAAACUAACUUCUGUUGUUUUUAAAGCACAUAGUCUGUGGUAUUUCAUAAUAGCUGCUAAGCCAAAUGAAAUAAAGUAUUCUGUCUGUC